Molecule: messenger RNA, 1037 nt
Organism: Striga asiatica
Lineage: Eukaryota; Viridiplantae; Streptophyta; Magnoliopsida; Lamiales; Orobanchaceae
Source: the annotation of a GenBank genome assembly
GGUCCCAACCCAUUUAGGGCACGGCGCAGUGAAAACAUAGGGAACAUAGGCAAAUGGCUAAGGUAGCAAUCAAUCAUUCCUCCCUGGUUUGAAAGUGGCGAAGGUUGGGGAAGCGAGGAAGCCGGCGGAAAGCCUUGUGCGGCCGUCACGUCACACGAUCUCAGCCUCUCCAGUAAAUCCAUCGAUGAGGACGUCGUGUGACGCGGCCGACGCAAAUCGAAACCAAUAUCUACAUUUUAUGUUUUUUGUGAUCUCAAAUGACGUAUUUCUCGAGAAAGUUUGUUGCUUGCGUUUAAAACGGAUAGGUUUCUGUUGGCCGUUAUUGCUUGCUAUGUGGCGUACAAUCAGUCGGGCUGCACCUGCAUGGGCGCGGGGGGCAUCAACUUCCCCAACACCUGCACAUGAGUUUUGGUCUAAAUUUUGGGCAUUUCGAGAAACUGAAAGAGGGAUUACCAUUGAAUGUAUAGCUAAGAAUUUAGUGGCAGCGUUGUCCUACUGGGGAUUACCUCGGUUGUAAGUAUCUGCUUGCUAUGCCUAACUAAAUUUAGGUUGUGGCUAUCUUUUUAUACAAGCUGUUUACUGACUGAAAAGUGUCCCCUCUCUCUCUCCCUCUUUGGUUCUGAUAUGACAGGGUUGAUUAUGGUGACCAGUAAGUUCUCUCAUUGCUUACCCAAGUUAUGUAUGCUUAGUUCUUUUGAUACGUGUUGCAUACUGUUUGAAGUUGAACUAUAUGUCAGACUCGGUUAUUUCCACAACGUUUUGGUACUUCUUUCUUUCAAAAUUGGAAAAUUUAAACAAACUCAUUAAGCCGAAAUACACAAGUACCCUACAUACACAAAACCAAAACAAUAAUAUGUUUAAUGUAUUACUACUUUAAGAAUGUUGGCAAAAUAAUCAAAUAGUAAUUCUCAAACUUUUUAAAAAUAAUGCUUAAUAAAUUUUUUUAUAUUGAUCUCUUGUGAAUAAUUAGAUGUUCUCCUUAUUGGUAUCCUUUACAAACUCUGGUUGCAGCAAAGCUCAUACACAACUGAUGCGGA